Hyalella azteca is the source of this 2664-nucleotide messenger RNA. RefSeq lists its product as uncharacterized. The transcript is spliced from 5 exons. The record is from RefSeq and is a predicted model, not a curated record. NCBI's taxonomy places the organism in Eukaryota, Metazoa, Arthropoda, Malacostraca, Amphipoda, Hyalellidae. Bases 66 to 2573 code for a protein of 835 amino acids. Gene Ontology annotation, molecular function: monocarboxylic acid transmembrane transporter activity. Gene Ontology annotation, biological process: transmembrane transport; monocarboxylic acid transport.
AAUUAACUAAAAACGUUACAUUAUUUUAUCGUUCGGAUUUGUAACCUCUUAACUCACGCUCCAUCAUGGUUUGCGAAUCAGGUGGCAAUUCAGUAAGUACCGUAAGUAACAACGAACAAAAUUUAGCGACGGCUGACAAUAAAGUUCUCUCAGCCUCCGCUACUGCGACAGACAGCGAGCUUUGCUCAGUUGUUGUACAGAUACUUCCAGGUCCUCCAAGUACCGGCGAAGAAUAUUGCAGAGAUAUUGAUGACGCGAUCGAAAACGGCUUGCAAUAUCAUAGAUUUUCGCAGGGAAAUGAUUCUCAAAAUAACAAUCCAAAAAGUUUCGAAGGGCCUAUUAUCUCAAAAUGCAAAACUAACAGCUAUAGCGAAGAUGCUGAGGAAACAAGCUCACUAAUGGUCGAAAACAGCAUUAAAAAUGACGAACGAGUAAAUUCUGCUCGGAGCGAUAAACUUUCCUCGAGCUCAAGUCACAAUUUACGCACUGACGACGAUGCUUCCAAACUAAAGACGAAAGAACCUCAGUUCAUACCUCCAGAUGGUGGGUAUGGCUGGGUCGUGGCGCUUGCUUCUUGCAUGGCUAACAUCUGGACCAUCGGGUUCCUGAAGAGCUACAGUGUGCUGUACCUCAGGAUCAUGAACGAGUUCGGAGACUCAGCGUACCGUGCAUCAUGGAUACAUGCAUUGCUAAACAUGUCUGGGCUGCUGCUGUGCCCGGUGACUGGUGUGUUAUGUGUCAAGUUUGGCUCCAGGAGGGUAGCCAUUGCCGGGGGACUUCUAGCCUUCUGUGGACUACUAUCAAGUGCCUUCGCCACAUCCGUCUCGACUCUUGUCUUCACGCUUGGUCUUCUUGUUGGUGUAGGAGUUGGUUGGAUCACGACUCCUGGCAUCCUGAUUGUCAACUUGUACUUUGACAAGCGCCGUACAAUCGCGUGUGCAAUUUGCGUGUCUGGAAGCGCCAUCGGAGGAUUCUUCAUGCCGAUGUUGCUGGAGUAUCUCUUGAGUGAAUAUGGACUGCGAGGAACUCUUCUGAUCAGCUCGGCUCUGGAACUCCAAUGCGUUGUUGCUGCGUGUCUCUUCAGACCCACAGACAUUCAGGCUCGUAUCCAGGAACAGGAUAGGAGAAGAGCCUUGCGUUCCGUCCGAAAAAGCUCGUCAUUGCCUUCGCCUGUUGCACAUCUUGAGAAAAAUCCAACGUGGUCGAAACUCGAAAAUUUCCUGCUGUCAAAUCACCAAGCAGCGCAAAAGAGCCCUAGUACUAUUGAUAUAUUGAAAAACGAACGCCGCAAACUUUUAGCGCGUCAGCUGUCCCCUUAUCGCAGCGCGUCUCUUUUGGUCAGUGUUCCAAAUUUGAAAGAAUUCACAAUUCCUUCAGAUAAUAAAAGAGAAUAUGAACUUGAAACUAAAAGGACUCGCACUGUGUCGGAGAUGGAACCAGUCUCUCAUCAUGCAGCGUCAGCUGAUCUGUUGAAAGCAGGCGGAAGAAAGCGCUUUUAUAGUGAAUGUCAGAGCCCCAAUGAUGACAAGGACUUUGACCUUUUGAAAAAUAAUUCGUCGCUGUCUUCAGUUGAUGAAUUUUCUUCCGGUUUUCUUUCACCCAAGGCUCCUACAUCUCUAGAGACAAAGGCAUCGCAUCACAAGAUUUCAUUAAGACAACUUGCGUUAAAACAGUCGUCUCCGAAAGUUGAUUCUCCGCCCUCACUUACAUCGAAUGGUAGUGCAGCUUCGAAUUUAAACGAGACAGGGGAGGAUACAAAUUUCAGUGUCGAAAAUCUCGAGUUUGGGAAUUGCUUUGUUGAACCUGAUGCCUCGCCAUCUGCAUUAGAAAAUUCUUUCAAGAAUCCCGGAAUCUCAAAAGUCAACGAUAGCUCAGAGAUGGACAAGAACAUCCAUCCAGAGCAUCAAGUGUUUCCUGAGAAGAAAAGAUCAUUGAGGAAUGAAUUAAAGUCAUUCGUGACGGCUGUAUGCGCGAGUUUUGACACCCAGGUUUUGCAUUCAAAGUCAAUGAUACUCAUGAGUAUUUCAUCAUUCUUUAUAAGCAUGGCUGCUCCAUUAGUUACAUAUUAUCUCCAUGCAUACUUCACGUCCAUUGGCAUGUCGACCGCUAAGGUGACUACUUUGUUGUCCAUUACUUCAGCGUCGGAUUUCUGCGGCCGCAUGUCCAUUGGGUUCCUCGCUGAUUACGGCUUCUUCAAGCUGUCACAUCUGAUAUUUCUGGUGACUUCGCUGGCAGCAGCGGGCACCAUGAGCGUGCCGUUGACAGCAUCGCUGGCAGGCGCGGCGUCAGCGAUGGGGUGCUACGGGUUCGGCCUGGGGGCGUACGUUGUGCUGGCGCCUGCCAUCCUCGCCAAGUACUACGGCUGCGAGAAGCUCCCUGCCACCUACGGCUUCACCAGACUUGCCAUGGGCUUCGCCAGUUUCAUCGCGCCUCAAGUCAACGGCGCCCUGAUAGACAGCACGGGAAGCUAUGUGCCGUCAUACUACUUGAUGGGCUCCUGCCUCCUCAUCUCAGCUGUCGUCGUGCUGCUAACCUCCCCUAUUGUCUCAGACACGCCCACCGCCGAUGAUUAAUUUCGGAAGCUGGAGAAUUCGUUGCUGGAUUUAUAGGUUUAUAAUGAUGUUGAAGUUUCAAUAGCAAUGAUAUAUGUUUGAAGUAAUUUAA